This is a messenger RNA of Iphiclides podalirius (scarce swallowtail), 4413 nucleotides long. The record is from the annotation of a GenBank genome assembly. Lineage: Eukaryota; Metazoa; Arthropoda; Insecta; Lepidoptera; Papilionidae.
AUGUGGUGGCUAGUGUUGUGCACGGUCUUUGUUUGUUCGAACAGGGGUGCCUAUGGUUCGCUUGCUGACCAAAUGGCGGAGACCACGCAGCUGUGCUGCAACCAGGGCACUUCUUACGCCAGGAACCACACCUCCGACGACUGCUCCUCAUCAGUGCCGCCGGACGUGUCGCCUACCUUCAGCACGCUUUGCAUCUUCGCGAUGGAUCAGUGCUGUAAAGAAUACUUUCAGAAGAUGCAUGACUGCGAAACCGGCAUAGAAUUGGCAAGAGACUCAAAAACCUGCAAGUCAACGAAUGACGCAACAAAGAAAUGCUGCGAUGAGUGCAUUAAGGGUUCGGCGGCUGGGGUCGCGGGGGGCACGAGAUUUUGCGCGGCGAGGGCACGCGGAACCAGUGCGGAGCAUCUACUAGCAGGGGAUGCCUUCAACCAAUGUUGUCAGAAAUCGGCCAAGCAGUCUGGGGAGAGCGAAGGGGUUACUCGCCGAGCUGGUAACGGGAUCGUGACGCGAAAGCCUUUGGAAGAUGAUCUAAUUUCGGUGUGCGACGACUUCGCCCCGAACGAGCUCUGCGCCCACCACUGCAUUCCUAUACCUGGCUCAUACAAGUGCCAGUGCAAUCCUGGAUUUAUGCUGAUGUCCGACGGAAGGAAUUGUAUGGAGGUCACAAAGAACAGGUGUAAGCCACACAACCCUUGCCAGCACAAGUGCAACGACAACGGAGUAACAGUUAAAUGCUCUUGCAGGAGAGGAUAUCGGCUAAUGGCUGACGGGAAGUCUUGUGAAGAUAUUGACGAGUGCGUUUUGGACCCGCCCGUAUGCCUGCCGAACACUCAAUGCGUGAACAUACAGGGCUCGUACAAAUGUAUCCCAAUGAAGAAGAUCAAUAACUCUGAGAAGGGACAAUGUCCGCCUGGGUUCGCGAAGAAUCUUCUCAACAACGCCUGCGAUGAUAUAAACGAGUGCGAGCUACCGCAACCGCCAUGCCCUCCGUACCUUUGCGAGAACACAGUGGGCGCGUACAAAUGCGGGGGGGUAACCGGGGAUCCGGCCAACUUGCCCAAGAAACCGCAUUCUGCAACCGAGGAUCGCUGUCCCCCGGGAUUCAAAGGCGGUUUGAACGAAGAGUGCGAAGACGUUGAUGAAUGGGUUCCUUUUACUGCCAAGACAAGGUUUCCAAGCACUGGCCCGCCUGGCUUCAAAAUCGACCCAAAUACCAAUAAAUGUGAAGAUAUCAAUGAGUGUGAAGAAGAAGAAGGCAUCUGCAAGCCUGGACAGCAGUGUGUCAAUUUGCCGGGAGAGUAUAACUGCAGAGCGAUUUCCGAGGUGUCGAGCACUGAUUUGAAUAAAAAAUGUUCAGAUGGCUUAAGAUAUCACACCGCUUCUCAUGAGUGUGAAGAUAUCGACGAAUGCGUUGAAGGCACUCACAUCUGCGAUCAAUAUCAAACCUGUCGUAAUACUUAUGGCAGCCACGAGUGCCACUGUAAACUAGGUUUUGAACUGGACUCAACCACUGGAGCUUGUGUUGACAUAAACGAGUGCGCCACUGACCAGAACGACUGUAUAGCUCAGUCGCAGCGGUGCGACAACACAGUCGGCUCGUACCUUUGCAUCAGGUUCAUAUCCUGCGGCACCGGCUACAUACUGCACCAUUCCUCGAGCAGAUGCGAAGAUAUCGACGAGUGCGCACUUGGGACCCACAACUGCGCGCGAGCUGGUCCCGAGUACCAGUGCCACAACAUACCUGGCUCCUUCCGCUGCGUCAGGCCCAAAGCUACCACGACCAGUACCACCCCCGCACCGGAGUAUGAGUACGAGUACUACGACUCUGCUGAAGAAAUGGAUGUAAAAAAUACGAAUAGCUCACAACCAGCUCCUAAACCUGAAGCAACAGCUGAACCCGUAACGACGUCGACAACAACACCGAAACCCACAACGAGCAGCGAGGCUCCACAGUUAACGACACAGAAGGCUGUAGAAGUGACGGCGACCGCCCGUCAGGAAAUAAUAACAGAAAAAACUGUUGAAUUACCAACGGAGGUCAGUCCAGAUGACAGCGUGUACAACAACAGCAUAUACUCGAUUUACAGUAACAAACCGGAACCAGCUUUCCAUGAGGCGAUCCUACCACCAGAAACCUACAACGAACCGUCGACAACGGACAGAAGGAACGAGCAACCAGAAAACGGUGGUUACUCACCCACGGAGCCAGCAAAGUCCAAGGAUCUCGCCCUAGAACCGCCUGCUACUUCCGCUCCAAAAGCAACCGAGCCAGACCAGUACGAAAUAUCGUAUAUACCAGAUGACAGAAAAGUAGAAGAGCCAAAUCACACACUCAGCAGUCUACCCACCGGUCCGGAGUACAAUUUUAUCCCUGAACACCGUCCCGGAGUACUGGCAAAUGAUUCAGUUCAGACAGAAGCGUCUGCACCGAUGACGGAGACGAGCAACAAGAUCCCAAUAGAAACGGAUCACAAUCCAGAGUGGCCAACACUGCCUUCCAUAUAUGUCGACGUGGGGAAGGAGACCGCUACAGUCAGGGGGGAGAAGGCGCCAGACGGUUCCGUUGUCGUCGACACAAACGACGUCCCGACGAACGAGUGGACGAAAAUAAACGCGAAGCCGGCGGACUGUCAGUUCGGCUUCGAAAUGGACGAAUAUGGGGCUUGCUUCGAUAUCGACGAGUGCGCCACCAACCGCCACAGCUGCUCGGGCCUGACGGAGGUGUGCCGAAACACCAUGGGCGGAUACCUCUGCGACUGCGCGGCCGGCUUUCGAAGGGACCUGGCUUCAGGGGCAUGCGCUUUCAUCACCACGUCCACGUCCACCACAACGACCACUACGACAACCACCACCACGACGACGCCGCCACCGCCACCUCCGCCCCCACCAUCUUCGACCACCGAACGAAGCUUUUUCUACGGAUAUCGAGACUAUCGAAAGUUCACGAUGAGGCCGUUCAAACCAAGAAAUAUUUGUGACGUUGGCUUUCACUACAAUUCGAAGACUGCUACAUGCGAAGAUAUAAACGAAUGCACGAACGGUCAAGCGAACUGCGCUGCGGUCGAGAUAUGCGUAAACACGGAAGGCGGCUAUCGCUGCGAAUGCCCACCAAACUGGAAGCUGGACGAAGUCAGGCAUCGGUGCAUCCCCCUUAAAAGCAAUGGACUGUUCCCGCUGGGCUAUGGAAACGAACCUUUAUAUCCACCUGUAGACCCCAACGAGGUUGUAAGUCAUGGAGCAGAGGGUAAAGAAUUCGUAGAGCCUGACAUAACCCAGGUUGAAAGGGGCUCGGUGAGAAAGUGUCCAUGGGGAUAUAAACUGGGCGAUGAUUAUAACUGUCAAGAUAUCGACGAAUGCCUCACUGGUGAAGCGAAAUGCGGUUUCAUGCAGCUGUGUACGAACCUGCCUGGUGGGUACACGUGCAGCUGUCCACGUGGGCACAGGCUGAUUGGAGACCACGAGUGCGAAGAUGUCGACGAAUGCGUCAUGGGGGGUGGCGUUCCCGUUUGCUCACAGAAUGCCGAUUGCAUUAACACCCUGGGCUCCUACCAGUGCCGUUGUCACAACGGUUUCAGAUCGGCACCAGUCAAUGAUAAGGUUUGUGUGGACGUGGACGAGUGCACGGAGAACCGAGCUGGUACUCUGUGCCAGCAACGUUGCAACAACGUGUGGGGUGGAUACCGAUGCUCCUGCCAUAGGGGCUACCGACUUAAUCCCGAUAACAGCACAUGUUCGGACGUCGACGAAUGCACGGAAUUCAAAUCGAAGAACCUUUGCAUUGGAAGGUGCUUAAACGAGCCUGGCAGCUACCGUUGUUCUUGCCCUUCAGGAUACAGACUCUCAGAAGACAAAAGAAGCUGCAUAGAUAUCGAUGAGUGUGAGACGGGAGAGGCGCCGUGUGCCAAGAGCGGUACAUCCGGCAGCACAAGUGACGUGUGUGUUAACACGCGUGGAAGCUACCGCUGUCACCGCAUCACCUGCCCCCAGGGCUACCAUCUGGAGAGCAGGCAUCGCUGCACUAAAAUUGAGAGUGUUUGUCCGCCGUCCGACUGGAAUUGCGCACACCAACCGUCCACAUACUCCUAUAACUUUAUAACUUUCGUAUCCAAGCUAUACAUUCCAGCAGCGAAGGUUGAUCUAUUCACUAUGCGUGGACCAGCGUGGCCAUACGCCAAGAUGAGGUUCGAACUGAGAUUGAUGGAGGUGAACGCGCCACCGACGGUCAAAGAACGGGCCGAUAUCAACUCCUUUUUACUGGUGCAAAAGGCGAACCAAGGCGUCGUAUCGCUGGUGAGAUCGCUCGAGGGACCACAGAGUAUAGAACUGGAACUGUCUAUGGAGCUCUACAAUAAGGAGCAGUUUGGCGGCAUAGCGGUCGCGAAAUUGUAUCUAUACGUAUCGGAAUACGAGUUU